ACACGAUCAAGUGUGCAGUUCGCAGCUGACAGUCUGGUUGUCUUGCGAACUGCUGUCUGUCAUUUCGUUGACGAUGAUGUUUUCGUGAUUUUUUUAGAACACACAGUAUACGAUUGUAGUUCGCGGUGUUAAGAUGCAUCACCCCUUGUAGUGCAGCCCGAUAUGCUACAAGCGGUCCUGUGUGGAAAAUUGUGCGAGUGUUACCAGCGAUCAGCUGGAAAGUGUUUUUUAGAAAGUGGUCAAUUUCGCAAGAAUUCGACUUUCGAUUUUUUCCAACCUUCCAGCACCCUAUGAUCGCUUUGAAAAAAAUUUCGCGUAAUCGUCAUGUUGUAUAGUAUAAUACGUAAUUUUUUCGUGUGCGGGUGUGUGCUGGGCACGGUGGUGGUGGUACUUUCGGAAAAACGUGAAGGACCUCUCUUCAACAACGAAUUCGCCGUUCAUAUCCCUAGAGGUAACGAGGUGGCGGACGAGAUCGCCGCCAAGCACGGAUUCGUCAAUCGGGGACAGGUCGGCAGCUUGAAGGGUUUCUACUUGUUCGAACACAAGCACGUGCAUAAACGUUCCCUACAGGCCAACGACUUCUACCACCAGUCGCUGAUAUCCGAGCCCCAGGUGCAUUGGGUUCAGCAGCAGCACGAAAAGAAACGAAAAAAGCGCGAUUACGUUUUUCGUCCUUCGGUGACCCCAUUUUCGCAGUAUUUCAGUGCUGCAGCACCGGGUGCUUUGCCCUCUUCGUCACAUAGUCGUUUGAGGUAUCGUGCUGCUCCUUCUCCUGGCGAAUUUCCCGAUCCACUCUUCAAAGAACAAUGGUAUCUGAACGGCGGUGCCAAAGAUGGAUUGGACAUGAAUCUGGCGCCAGCCUGGAAGAAAGGCUACACUGGUAAGGGAGUCGUCGUGUCAAUCCUCGACGACGGAAUACAAACUAAUCAUCCGGAUUUGGCUCAAAACUACGACCCUCUGGCCAGCACUGACAUUAACGGCAACGACGACGAUCCCAUGCCGCAAGAUAAUGGAGAUAAUAAGCACGGUACCCGUUGUGCGGGCGAAGUGGCUGCUGUUGCUUACAACCAAUUUUGCGGAAUAGGCGUUGCCUACAACUCGAGCAUUGGAGGUGUGCGAAUGUUGGACGGCGUGGUAAACGACGCCGUCGAGGCUCGCGCCCUAGGCCUCAACCCCGAACACAUCGACAUUUACAGCGCCUCUUGGGGCCCCGAAGACGAUGGAAAAACCGUCGACGGUCCUGGCCCUUUAGCCCGUCGUGCCUUCAUCUACGGUGUGACAAGUGGGCGAAAGGGCAAAGGUUCGAUUUUCGUAUGGGCGUCGGGAAACGGCGGUCGCCAUACCGAUUCGUGCAAUUGCGACGGCUACACCAACAGUAUUUUCACCUUGAGCAUCUCAAGUGCGACCCAAGGGGGCUAUAAACCCUGGUAUUUGGAGGAGUGUUCAUCGACACUUGCAACAACAUACAGUUCCGGUACGCCGGGUCAUGAUAAGAGCGUCGCGACGGUGGACAUGGACGCGAGACUUCGCCCCGAUCACAUUUGCACUGUUGAGCAUACGGGGACGUCGGCGUCGGCCCCCCUCGCCGCCGGGAUUUGCGCAUUAGCCCUCGAGGCGAAUCCGAGCCUGACAUGGAGGGAUAUGCAAUAUUUGGUGGUUUUGACCUCACGUUCGGCCCCCUUGGAGAAGGAAAGUGGGUGGAUUACGAACGGUGUGGGUCGGAAAGUCUCGCAUAAGUUCGGUUAUGGACUUAUGGACGCUGGGGCUUUGGUAAGUCUUGCCGAAAAAUGGACUACUGUACCACCGCAACACAUCUGUAAGUCCCAAGAAGUUGUGGAGGAUCGGCAAAUUGACGCCGCGUAUGGUACCACUUUGGACUUCCAUAUGGACGUCGAUGCUUGUAGUAACUCACUGAAUGAAGUCCAUUUUUUGGAACACGUCCAAUGUAAGAUUUCCCUACGGUUUUUCCCCCGUGGUAAUUUGAGGAUUAUUUUAAUCUCGCCGAUGGGUACGACUUCGACACUUUUAUUUGAAAGGCCACGUGAUGUUGUUAGUUCGAAUUUCGAUGAUUGGCCCUUUUUGAGUGUGCAUUUUUGGGGUGAAAGGGCCGAAGGGCGAUGGACUUUGCGUAUAGUUAACGCCGGAAAUCGACAUGUGAACCAACCGGGAGUUUUGAAAAAAUGGCAAUUGAUCUUUUAUGGCACUUCUGUGAAUCCCAUACGUGUAAGACCUGCAGGCAGGCCACAAUCUAGUCCCUGGAAGUCGCCACUUAACACUUUCACGUUUCCAACUGUUUCCGAAUCGGUGACUCAAGUCACUGAUAAUUUCUUCAAAGAUUUUCACAAUUUUCCGAAUAUUUAUGCGUUUGCGGGCUCGGAACCCGAACAAGCCGUCAGUUCAUUGGACGGAAAAAAGACGAAAAUUCGCGACAACGAUAACAACAACAUCGAUGAUGAUGAAGAAACUAGAGAAAACUGUGAUGAACAAUGUGAUGAUCAAGGUUGUUUCGGACGUGGACCGACUAAAUGUGUAGCUUGUAGAAAUAAAAGGAUGGAUAGGACUUGUAUUAGCACUUGUCCACCGCGUAGUUACGCCGAUUCCCAGGGUGUGUGUCAGCCGUGUCAUGAAGCUUGUGAAACUUGCACCGGUUCGGGGCAAAAAAAUUGCCUUACGUGUGCACCAGGUCACGUGAGAGUUGUCGAUCUGGAUAUUUGCCUACAACAAUGCCCCGAGGGCUACUUCCAAGAUUUCGUCGCGAAGACUUGCACCCCUUGCCAGGCCAACUGCGCGAAUUGCCAAGACCGGCCCGACCAUUGCACCAGUUGCGACCAUCACCUCCUCCUCUACCAGAACAAAUGUCUUGCGUUUUGUCCCACUCACACCUACGAAACGGAGGAUUACACGUGUGCUCCGUGUCACGAAAGUUGUGAAACUUGCAACGGUUCGAAUAGUUCUCAGUGUGUUUCUUGUACACAAGGACGUUUCUGGCAUGAAAAUCGUUGCGUGAAGGAAUGCCCUGCUCAUCACUACGCCGACCCGCAUCAACACGAGUGUAUUGAAUGCCCUCCAGGGUGUUCGGAAUGCAACAAGACGACGUGCAUUUCGUGUCUGGAUGAUUGGCAAGUCAAUGCAAAGGGACGAUGCGUGCCACAUGGAAGCGAACGCUGUGAUAUAGACCAAUAUUUCGACGGCGGCUUAUGCAAACCCUGCCACUCGACAUGCGAAUCCUGCGACGGCCCCACCGAACACGCCUGUCUCUCCUGCGCCAGCCCUCUCAUCCUCCAAGACACUCGUUGCGUCGCCGUCUGUGAUAAAACCUUCUUCCACGAUAAGGGAACCCGUCUGUGUGAGCCCUGUCUCCAUACUUGCACUAAAUGCGUCUCAAAAAUGAACUGCAGCGAAUGCAUACCCGGAUUACACUUGCAAAGUGGCGAAUGCAGUUCCACCUGUGCCACAGGCUACUACAGCGAUAAAGGAAUCUGUGCGAGAUGUUACAUGAGUUGUAAAACAUGUAGUGGUCCAGCACACAACCAGUGUGUUAGUUGUCCGCAAGGUUGGCAACUCUUGGCCGGGGAAUGCCGCCCUGAUUGUCCAGAAGGCUACUACAAGACGGAUUAUGGGUGUCAAAAGUGCCAUUAUUCCUGCAGGAAUUGCAUAGGUUGUAAAGUACAAGAGGACAAACGCAGAAUCGAUGUUCAAGCUUUAUUGCUCUCAGCACAACCCGUCUCGACUUUACAACUAAUCGGGCCGUUUAAUUUCAUUACGGGCCUGGCAAUAAUCGCCGUUUUGUGUGUUGUUAUACUUUUUAUAACAGUUUUUAUAGUUUUACAGAGAAACAGUAUUCAGGCAGCGCCGCGAGGCUACAGCAGGGUAUCCAUAAAAAAACCUAAAGUAACAUGUAACUACAAUGUGGUGGCUGUGAGUGAUGGCGAUUCGUCGGAUUCGGACAGUUCCGAAGGUCAGAGUUUAGUAACACCGAAAGUCGAUCGGACUGCUUGUUAAAGCGAGUGUGUAAAUAAUAAAACUGUCUUCAUUGGCCUGUGUUGUGUUUAAACGUCGAGUGUUGAAGCAAUGAUAUGUAUAUAUUGUGAAAACCCUAUUGAAACGGAAUGAUUACCACUUGUACCAAAAUCCUACGUGUUAUUUUUUAAGAUGUUUUAAUAUCAAUGAAGACAGCUCAAUGUAAAUUUUAAGAUGCGAAACUUAAGUGCUCUUGAUAUUUCAUGUCGUAAAUAUAGUUAUUUUUAAAUGUACACUUUGUAUAUAAUCAAUAGAUAAUUGUUUCAAUGUUA
Molecule: messenger RNA, 4292 nt
Organism: Tribolium madens (black flour beetle)
Lineage: Eukaryota; Metazoa; Arthropoda; Insecta; Coleoptera; Tenebrionidae
Gene: Fur2
Product: furin-like protease 2
Exons: 14
Coding region: 325-4002 (1225 amino acids)
Biological process (GO): protein processing
Cellular component (GO): Golgi membrane; trans-Golgi network
Molecular function (GO): serine-type endopeptidase activity
Source: RefSeq, a predicted model, not a curated record